Alnus glutinosa is the source of this 753-nucleotide messenger RNA. RefSeq lists its product as uncharacterized. NCBI's taxonomy places the organism in Eukaryota, Viridiplantae, Streptophyta, Magnoliopsida, Fagales, Betulaceae. The record is from RefSeq and is a predicted model, not a curated record. Bases 146 to 595 code for a protein of 149 amino acids. The transcript has a single exon.
UCCCCUACUUCUCCCACCUCCACCGGCCAAAGCUAACGAUCACAAAAAAUAAGAAAUUAACCACCAAUAUAUAUACAAGCGCGCUCAUCAUUCAAGCGUCCUCCAAAUUUGCAUUGAACAAUUUCAGGCAACAUUAAUUCAUGAAAUGGUACGUCUAAUUUCUGAACAUGGCAGCCACCAGUUUGGCUCGGUGCCCCUAGCAAUCGGCUUGCUUAUCUCGGUUGCGGCUAUGGUGGCUUUGUGUGCCAAACAUUCGCGCCGUUCUUCAGCAAUUUCAACUAAGUCACCUCUGGCGUCCCCCAAGAAGCUCGUGACAACUAUCAGUAACCAGGCAAAUCCAAUCACGUACAAGAAAAAAGGUGGUGAUGAAUCUGAAGCUGAUAUUGGUGCUCGAGUACUACCGGAGGGAGGCUUUGGAGAAGGUGGCUUGUGGCAGAAAGGGAUCUUGAUGGGUGAGAGAUGCCGGCCACCGGAGUUUUCUGGAGUUAUUCAUUACGAUAGUUCUGGGAACAAGCUUUCUGAGCCGCCGCCAAGGUCGCCAAGGGCCAGUCCCUUGCCAAGUUUCUUGUUUCCUGAGGCUAAAGGUGCAAACUAGUGGCUCCUCGAUCUCUAUGUACACAUUUGCUACGUACAGUAAAACUACUUUCUUGUACAAACUAGUGGCUCCUCGAUCUCUAUAUAGUUGUUGUCUUGUUGAAGUUAUCUUUGCUUAUGCUAAAUUCCAAUUAAACUUGGUCCUUCUUUGGUUUGAAA